AUGUUAAACAUUACGCCGCUGCCAACGCAUGUGGACGUCUACUUCUCUACAUCUAAUUGUAAAGUCGCCCUCAUCCCUGGCGGUGUUCAUGCUCAUUGUCAGGCCUGUAUGGAGGACGAUCCUCAACGCUCUCGUGUUAUAAGAAGAGACCUGCCGACAGCCACCAACGUCAAGCAGGGAGCAGAACUUCACUGCUUGAAGGGCGCUAAUAUUAAGGAAGAAGCGAAGAAACUGGGACUGGCCGAAAAUUACAUCCGGGCUCCCCAUUGUAAGGACGAUAUCGUGCGAAUUGUGGAUGACAUGGCAAGCGAGGAGGAAGGAAAAGCCAUCUUGGAGAAGUACAAAGACGUGCCGCUCGUGGAAUUCGCCCACCUACGAAAUUCGCGACAGAAUUGUAUCCUAGGAGGAAAAAUUGAAGAUUAUGAAAAAGAAAUAGUUCAUCACAACAGCGGAAUGUCGAUAAUCAAGACGUUCAGCGCCAGAGAGAAGAAUAACCCGGUCCAAUCUGUUAUUAAUGGCAAAGUAGGUGAGAAUUUGAUGACUAUCAUCGACGCCAAUGGGAAUGAAGAGCCCCAAAAUAGCGAUUGCCUGGAUUUCUACAUUGUGCAUUGCUGGAUCUCUGAUAUGGAAAUGUUGGUGUUGGUUCAGGGCGACGGCUUUGUCCGUGUAGAUGACGUUAAUGGAUGUCUUGUGGAAAUCAAAUGCUUGAAGAAAAAGGAUAGGCCGAAGGCAGAAAACGACAAAGCCUGGAUGCGUCGAAAAUUGGCAUCAUACGCUUUUCCUUUUUUGCGGCUGAAAAUCGUUUGGCGCAGCGGCGAUAUCGGAGAGAGAUUUAUAUUUCCUUGUCAUUUUCCAACGUUGUGUGGAGGUUGCGGCGGUUACAAAUGGCUGGUCGAGCUCCGCUGGACGAUGCGUUGUAAUGACAUGACACUGACGUUAAAAUCUCGGUCAUCGGUCGUCUACCGGCCAAUGCAUCUAACGAAAUCACAGCAACGG
Messenger RNA from Mesorhabditis spiculigera, 996 nucleotides. The record is from the annotation of a GenBank genome assembly. NCBI's taxonomy places the organism in Eukaryota, Metazoa, Nematoda, Chromadorea, Rhabditida, Rhabditidae.